GUUCUCGAAGACAUACUAAUAAAUCAAAAAAACAUAGUCAACAUACUCCUGAUGAAUUUUCUCUUGAGCAUAUUAAUGAGAAUCAUAGUGCUGCCUUCGAAAAAGCUCUUGCUGAAGAUCCUGAUAAGGGUUCAGCCGAACAUAUUGCUGCUAUGAAUGAUUUCAUGCCGAUCCAUCAAAAAGUUAAAAAGAAAAAACAAUAUAUUCCGAAAGGAUUUGAAGGUGUUUCCUAUCAUAUCGUUAGGUUUCCAUUGAUGUUGAUUAUUUUUAUGAUCAUUACAUUCGAACUUAUUUUAUACAUUUUGAUACGUCAAAUUGUAAAUAUUUGGGAGUAUUUCGUUCAAUGGCGUGGUGAAAAGUACUUAUUACGCGAAAAACUUCGUCGAUCUACAACCUAUAAUGAAUGGAUUACUGCAGCAAGAAAUCUUGAUUCGUAUUUGGGUUAUAAUGAUUGGAAAGAUGAAAUUCCAUUUGGAUAUUAUGAUUUUAAUCUUUUGCAAAAAGUUAAUCAAGACCUUAAGAAUUUAAAACAAGGUCCAAUUGAAAAUUUAUCAACGUUAAAAAGUGCUCUUCAACAUUGCGUAAAGAAUAACUUUGCAGGAGUGGAAAAUGUUAGGUUAUAUUCUCAGACUUAUUAUGGAACCAAAAAAAUUGUUGAAGAAUAUUAUGAUGAAGUGGGUGAUUCACUUGAUAUUUUACGGAUUACUAAAGAUUUGCCAUUUGAAGAAAAGCGCAAACUUUUUAGAAAUACUUAUAAAAACUAUGGCAGAACAGCUUUAUGUCUCAGUGGUGGUGCAUGCUUCGGUUACUACCAUCUUGGUGUCGUUAAAGCUUUAUUCGAUGCUGAUAUCUUGCCCACAAUUAUUACUGGUACCAGUGCUGGCGCGUUAAUUGCUGCCUUGGUUUGUGUGAGAACUGAUGAUGAAUUGUUUCAAGUCUUGAGACCAGAAUUAUGCCAACGUCUUACCGCUUGUUCUGAAAGAUUUCCUCAGUGGCUCAAGAGAUUGUGGUUAACGGGUGCUCGAUUUGAUGCUGGCGAUUGGUCUAGAAAAGUUCAAUGGAUUACAAGAGGAAGCUUAACAUUCAGAGAAGCUUAUGAACGAACUGGAAGGAUCUUAAAUAUUUCUGUUAUACCUUAUGACCCACAUUCUCCACCUAAAGUUUUGAACUAUAUUACUGCUCCUGAUUGCGUUAUCUGGUCUGCAGUGAUUGCAAGUGCUGCUGUUCCUGGCAUUCUUAACCCCGUGGUUCUUAUGCAAAAAUUGAAAAAUGGCUCAAUAACUCCUUACAACUAUGGUCAUAAAUGGAAAGAUGGUUCUUUACGUACUGAUAUUCCUAUUCAAUCGCUUUACAUGCACUUCAAUGUGAAAAAUACUAUUGUUUCUCAAGUCAAUCCCCACAUUCAUCUAUUCUUUUAUGCUCCACGUGGUUCAGUUGGUCGUCCUGUUAGUCAUCGUCAUGGUAGAGGAUGGCGUGGAGGUUUCGUUGUUGCAAGUAUAGAACAGUAUUUAAAGUUAGAUUUGAGUAAAUGGUUAAAAUGGGUUAGAGAUCUUGAGCUUCUACCAAAAUUUCUUGAUCAAGACUGGAGUUCAAUUUGGUUACAAAGAUUUGAAGGAAAUAUUACUAUAUGGCCAAAAUCAACUUUGUGGGAUUUCUUUUAUAUCCUUACAGAUCCAGGUUACAAUAGAUUAGAACAAAUGAUAAUUAAAGGACAACGUGUUACAUGGCCAAAAAUUCACAUGAUCUCUAAUCGAUUAAGAAUUGAACGUGCAAUACAAAGAGGUCGUGAGGAAUUGAAACGUGAAGAGCGAAGAAAUAGAUACAAUCGUUUUGGACCUAAUGAUGGACUCGGCCGAAUUAAUCGUGAUAGUUCAAGUUCUCCCGAAGCACUCGAUGCGCUUAGUCCUCUUAGUGGCAGUGGCAGUGAAGGUGGCCAAGAUGAAUCAGAUGAAAUGAAACAAGCUAAACAUGGUGAUUAUGGUGAAACUGAUAGCGAUACUAGCGGUAGUGUUGGUAGUAUUGGUGAAGCAAUAAGUUCUUAUGACAUAUCUUCAACUA
Dentiscutata erythropus is the source of this 2058-nucleotide messenger RNA. The record is from the annotation of a GenBank genome assembly. Lineage: Eukaryota; Fungi; Glomeromycota; Glomeromycetes; Diversisporales; Gigasporaceae.